AUCAGCGGGACAGUGGGUCUCGCGCCCCGCCUGGGUCCCCGAGGCGACUGCGAACCGAGGGGACCGCGAGGACACGUCCUUGAGGCCCGGCGGCAGGGCGGCGGCCAGGGAACCGGUGGGCCGGUUGGGCCUGAGGGCCAGUGCAGCGACGGGGCGCCCCUGGGUCCAGUCUGGAGGGCGCAGUGCUGACCCGGCGGUCACGGUCAUCCUUGUAGAACGAGUGUCAGGCAGAGGGGACAGCUCGAGCGAUAUUCGCGGAGCCCUAAAGAUCAAGAGUUCACGCCCAGGCGCCUUCUUUAAAGUGAUGGAGAAGGGCCGGAUAUGGGCUCCAAAUUGACCCGAAGCCAAGAUCCGCGUGGAUACGGCAGGUUGUGCCCCUCCUAGUAGGACAGGAGGAGGAUGCGAGGAUCCAAGGACUGUGUAGCUACAAUGUUGUCAAGACUUUUCCGUAUGCAUGGCCUCUUUGUGGCCUCCCAUCCCUGGGAGGUUAUUGUGGGAACAGUGACACUUACUAUCUGUAUGAUGUCCAUGAACAUGUUUACUGGCAACAACAAGAUCUGUGGAUGGAAUUAUGAGUGCCCAAAAUUUGAAGAGGACGUGCUGAGCAGUGACAUCAUCAUCCUCACAAUAACACGGUGCAUCGCCAUUCUGUACAUUUACUUCCAGUUCCAGAACUUACGUCAGCUUGGAUCCAAAUAUAUUCUGGGUAUUGCUGGCCUCUUCACAAUUUUCUCAAGUUUUGUCUUCAGUACAGUCGUCAUUCAUUUCCUCGACAAAGAAUUGACAGGCUUGAACGAAGCUUUGCCCUUUUUUCUGCUCUUGAUUGACCUUUCUAGAGCAAGUGCAUUAGCAAAGUUUGCCCUAAGUUCAAACUCACAGGAUGAAGUAAGGGAAAAUAUAGCUCGUGGGAUGGCAAUCCUAGGCCCCACAUUCACCCUUGAUGCUCUUGUGGAAUGCCUUGUAAUUGGAGUUGGCACCAUGUCAGGGGUCCGCCAGCUUGAGAUCAUGUGCUGCUUUGGCUGUAUGUCUGUGCUGGCCAACUACUUUGUGUUCAUGACAUUCUUCCCAGCCUGCGUGUCCCUGGUCCUAGAGCUUUCUCGGGAAAGCCGUGAGGGUCGUCCAAUUUGGCAGCUCAGCCAUUUUGCCAGAGUUUUAGAAGAAGAAGAAAAUAAGCCAAAUCCUGUAACCCAAAGGGUCAAGAUGAUUAUGUCUUUAGGCUUGGUUCUCGUUCAUGCUCACAGUCGCUGGAUAGCUGAUCCUUCUCCUCACAACAGCACAGCAGAACAGUCGAAGGUUUCCUUGGGUCUGGACGAAGAUGUGUCCAAGAGAAUUGAACCAAGUGUUUCUCUCUGGCAGUUUUAUUUCUCCAAGAUGAUCAGCAUGGACAUUGAGCAAGUGAUUACUCUGAGUUUAGCAUUCCUUUUGGCCGUCAAGUAUAUUUUCUUUGAACAAGCAGAGACAGAAUCGACACUCUCAUUAAAAAAUCCUAUCACGUCUCCUGUCAUGACUCCAAAGAAAGGUCAAGACAACUGUUGUAGACGCGAGCCUCUGCUUGUGAGAAGGAACCAGAAGCUUUCUUCAGUGGAGGAGGAUCCAGGAGUGAACCAAGAUAGAAAAGUUGAGGUUAUAAAACCUUUAGUGGUGGAAGCCGAGACUGCAAGCAGAGCUACGUUUGUGCUUGGUGCCUCUGUAGCCAGCCCUCCAUUGGCCCUGGGGACACAGGAGCCUGGAAUUGAACUCCCCAGCGAGCCUCGACCUAAUGAAGAAUGUCUGCAGAUACUGGAGAAUGCAGAGAAAGGUGCAAAGUUCCUUAGUGAUGCAGAGAUCAUCCAGUUGGUCAAUGCUAAGCAUAUCCCAGCUUACAAAUUGGAAACACUAAUGGAAACUCAUGAACGUGGUGUGUCUAUUCGCCGGCAGCUCCUCUCCACAAAGCUUGCAGAGCCGUCUUCUCUACAGUACCUGCCUUACAGAGAUUAUAAUUAUUCCUUGGUAAUGGGAGCUUGCUGUGAGAAUGUGAUCGGAUAUAUGCCCAUCCCUGUUGGAGUGGCAGGGCCUCUAUGCCUGGAUGGGAAAGAGUACCAGGUGCCAAUGGCAACAACAGAAGGCUGUCUUGUGGCUAGCACUAACAGAGGCUGCAGAGCGAUAAGUCUUGGUGGAGGUGCCAGCAGCAGAGUCCUUGCAGAUGGGAUGACCCGAGGCCCAGUGGUGCGUCUUCCUCGUGCUUGUGACUCUGCAGAAGUGAAGACCUGGCUUGAAACACCUGAAGGGUUUGCAGUGAUAAAGGAGGCCUUCGAUAGCACCAGCAGAUUUGCACGUCUACAGAAACUUCACGUGACGAUGGCAGGGCGCAACCUCUAUAUCCGUUUCCAGUCUAGGACGGGGGAUGCCAUGGGGAUGAACAUGAUCUCCAAGGGUACGGAGAAAGCACUGCUGAAGCUUCAGGAGUUCUUUCCUGACAUGCAGGUUCUGGCAGUUAGUGGUAACUAUUGCACUGACAAGAAGCCUGCUGCCAUAAACUGGAUCGAAGGACGAGGAAAGACUGUGGUUUGUGAAGCCGUCAUUCCAGCCAAGGUGGUGAGAGAGGUGUUAAAGACGACUACGGAGGCUAUGGUUGACGUGAACAUUAAUAAGAAUCUUGUGGGCUCUGCCAUGGCUGGGAGCAUAGGAGGCUACAACGCCCAUGCAGCAAACAUUGUCACUGCUAUCUACAUUGCAUGUGGCCAGGAUGCAGCACAGAACGUGGGGAGUUCAAACUGUAUUACUUUAAUGGAAGCAAGUGGUCCUACAAAUGAAGACUUAUAUAUCAGCUGCACCAUGCCAUCUAUAGAGAUAGGAACCGUGGGUGGUGGGACCAACCUUCUACCUCAGCAAGCCUGCCUGCAGAUGCUAGGUGUUCAAGGAGCAUGCAAAGACAAUCCUGGAGAAAAUGCACGGCAGCUUGCCCGCAUUGUGUGUGGUACUGUGCUGGCUGGAGAGUUGUCCUUGAUGGCAGCAUUGGCAGCAGGACAUCUUGUCAGAAGUCACAUGGUGCACAACAGAUCAAAGAUAAAUUUACAAGAUCUUCAAGGAACGUGCACCAAGAAGGCAGCUUGAGCAUCCUGGCAUACUGAACUGAAACACGGGCAUUGGGUUCUCAAGGACUAACAUGAAAUCUGUGAAUUAAAAAUCUCAAUGCAGUGUCUUGUGGAAGAUGAAUGGACAUGAUCAGUGAGACGCCUACUUGGUUUCUGGCUCUUUCAGAGACGUCUGAGGUCCUUUGUACAGAGACUCCUCAGAUGUGGAAACUCUGGUUCUUUCCAUGCUGUGUUCUGGAAAGAUCUCACGUGGAUGUUAACGGUGCUCUGAGCACCACAGAUGUGAUUGAUCUGCAGCUCGUUUCUGAAAGCUACCACAAGCUGGAAACUGGUGUUUUGACAAAGUGAUGGAGUUCCUGGUGAUCAAUGUGGGGCUCACCUCCUAGUGGGUUAAAAAUGGUUUUAAAUGACACUGUAGCUGACAGAACUUUUGAUUUUUAUUUAUUCAGUCUGGGUUGUAGAACUUUGCAAUCUAAGUUUAUUUUUUGUAAACUAAUAAUUCAUUUGGUGCUGGUCUAUUGAUUUUUGGGGACCUACUUCUUCAUGGAAGAAUUACUUUUAUUCUUAAACUACAGAAUAAUGUGCUAAGUAGUGCUAAAUAGUUCUCAACGAAGAAAACAGUCACUGCAUUUAUUUCUGUAAGUCUUUGUUCAGAGAGGCCUUUAGUCUAGAUUUUGCCAACUGUGCCACACUCUGCACUAAAGAUAUCAGUGCUCUUAGUGUUACUUAGAGGAGAGUACAAGACAGUCGGACCUCUCAGAACUUAGAGUAUGGGAACCGUUUUUAAAGAAAACGACCAUUUCUCUAAGCCAACUUUCUUUAGAGACAUUUUAACUUAUUUAGCUGAAUUCUAGAUUUUUUGGUAAACUAUCAAAUCUGUAUAUGUUGUAAUAAAGUGUCUAAUGCUAGGAGUUUAUUGGAAGUGUUUAAGAAAGAACUCAACUUUUACACUGAUAAAAUACUCUAGCUUGGGCCAGAGAAGAUAGUGCUCGUUAGCACCCUGGCUUGCUUUCCAAGCCUAAUGAAGGGAAAGUCAGCUUACAGAGCCAAUGAUGGAGCCACAUGAAUGGCCCUGGAGCUGUGUGCCUUGUUCCUGUGGCCAGGAGUUUGGUGACUGAAUCAUUUAUGGGCUCCUUUGAUGGACUCAUAAAAGCUCUUAGCUUCCUCAGGGGGUCAGCAGAGUUGUUGAAUCUUAAUUUUUUUUUAAUGUACCAGUUUUGUAUAAAUAAUAAUAAAGAGCUCCUUAUUUUGUAUUCUAUCUAAUGCUUCAAGUUUGGUCUUGGGAAGCUGACAUCCGUGUAGAAGAUGGACUCUGAAAGACAUUCCAAGAGUGCCACGGCAGCAUGGGAGCCUCUUAGUGAUUGUGUCAGUAUUAUUGUGGAAGAUUGCCUUUGCUGUUGUAUGUAAAGUUUCAAAUUGCUCCUCUUGUGACUUUUCAGCCAGUACCAUUUUAUUUACCUGAGCUUGUCAUGGAAGUGGCAGUAAAAAGUAUUGUUGAUGCUGGUGACUGUAACCAAUGUCAUCUUGCUAAAUUCAUGUUUUGUACAAUUACUAAAUUGUAUACAUUUUGUUAUAGAAUACUUUUUCCAGUUGAGUAAAUUAUCAAAGGAAGUUAA
This is a messenger RNA of Mastomys coucha (southern multimammate mouse), 4690 nucleotides long. RefSeq names its product 3-hydroxy-3-methylglutaryl-CoA reductase (gene Hmgcr). Gene Ontology annotation, molecular function: NADP binding; protein binding; hydroxymethylglutaryl-CoA reductase (NADPH) activity. Gene Ontology annotation, biological process: sterol biosynthetic process; coenzyme A metabolic process; isoprenoid biosynthetic process. The record is from RefSeq and is a predicted model, not a curated record. Gene Ontology annotation, cellular component: peroxisomal membrane; endoplasmic reticulum membrane. Lineage: Eukaryota; Metazoa; Chordata; Mammalia; Rodentia; Muridae. The coding region runs from base 400 to 3093 and encodes 897 amino acids. The transcript has 20 exons.